CUCUCUCUCUCUCUUUCUCCCGCAACACGCACCUCUUCUCUCUCUGCUGCGACUCUCUUCUCUCUCUCGCUGACGCGAACCACUGCAAAAUCCCCAUGGAAAGGCUCGAGCAAGAACCGACAAUGGCGGAACCCAAGAAAACCAAGUACGAUCGUCAACUCAGGAUUUGGGGAGAAUUAGGUCAAGCGGCUCUUGAAACCGCGAGCAUCUGUUUGCUCAAUUGUGGCCCUACUGGCUCUGAGGCUCUUAAGAAUCUCGUUCUUGGUGGAAUCGGAAGUAUAACCAUUGUCGACGGAUCCAAAGUUGAAAUUGGCGACCUUGGCAACAAUUUCAUGGUGGAUGAGAAGAGCGUCGGUCAGUCGAAGGCCAAGUGUGUCUGCGGCUUUCUUCAGGAGCUUAACGAUGCUGUUAAAGCCAACUUUAUUGAGGAGAAUCCAGACACAUUUAUACUAAAUGACCCAUUUUUCUUCUCUCAGUUCACUCUUGUUGUCGCCACUCAGCUAGUGGAAGAUUCCAUGGUGAAAUUAGAUAGAAUCUGCCGGGAAGCAAAUGUCAUGUUGGUUUUUGCUCGCUCCUAUGGCCUUACUGGGUUUGUUCGCAUCAGUGUAAAGGAGCACACUGCUAUCGAGUCAAAGCCUGAUCAUUUUCUUGAUGAUAUCCGCUUGAAUAAUCCGUGGCCUGAACUAAAGAGCUUUGUGGAGACCAUUGAUCUAAAUGUAGCUGAACCCCCUGCUGCCCAUAAGCACAUUCCUUACAUCGUCAUUCUUAUCAAGGUGGCUGAAGAAUGGGCUCAAACCCAUAACAGCAACCUUCCAACGACUAGGGAAGAGAAAAACGAAUUUAAGGCUUUAGUUAAGUCCAAGAUGGUAUCAAUGGAUGAAGAUAACUACAGAGAAGCUAUUGAAGCCUCUUUCAAAGUUUUUGCUCCUAGAGGGAUCAGCCAAUAUACUCAAGACAUUAUUAAUGAUAGUUGUGCUGACGUUGGCCCAAAUUCGUCAGAGUUUUGGAUAAUGGUAGCAGCACUCAAGGAGUUUAUUUCAAAUGAAGGUGGUGGGGAGGUACCACUUGAAGGCGCCAUCCCUGAUAUGACAUCUUCCACAGAGCACUACAUCAAUUUGCAGAAAAUCUACCAUUCCAAAGCUGAAGCUGAUUUUGUUGCCAUGGAGCAGAGAGUAAAAAACAUUCUAGCUAAAGUUGGUCAGGAUCCUAGUAGCAUCUCAAAGUCAACUAUCAAGAGCUUCUGCAAGAAUGCAAGAAAACUUAAGGUAUGCAGAUACCGUAUGAUAGAAGACGAGUUCAGAAGUCCUUCUGUAGCAGCACUACAUAAGUGUUUGGAUGAUGAGGAAUACAGAAUCGCAAUUGGAUUUUAUAUUCUUCUAAGAGCUGCUGAUAGAUUUUCUGCGACCUAUAAGAAGUUUCCUGGACAGUUUGAUGAUGGAUUAAUGGACCAUGACGUAGCCCAGUUAAAAACUACUGCCCUAAAUCUUCUUAGUGAAAUGGGUUGUGACGGCUAUUUGCUUCAGGAAGAACUUUACAAUGAGAUGUGUAGAUUUGGUGCUGCAGAGGUUCAUGUGGUUGCUGCUUUCAUAGGAGGAAUCACAUCUCAAGAAGUGAUCAAGCUCCUCACGAAGCAGUUUGUCCCCAUGCAAGGAACUUACAUCUUCAAUGGGAUUGAUCACAAGUCUCAGUGUUUGACAUUAUAGAAGAUUUUUAGACACUGGUGGCUGCAGAAGAAUUCCAACCUAUCUUUUAUCCUCACUCUGAAUUGAAAACUUAACCUUUCUUGUAGAACGAGGAACGGUUCACCAGUUGCAGUUUUCAUUCUGCCGUACACCAGACUAACUAGAUCUCAAUUCUCCAUAGAAACAAGUUUCAAACUCUUCAUGUAUAUUGAUUUUUGAGCCGCGGUUUAAAACCGAAGAGCUCGUGUUAAUUGAUGGGCAAAGAGCCUUUGUGUA
Molecule: messenger RNA, 1958 nt
Organism: Capsella rubella
Lineage: Eukaryota; Viridiplantae; Streptophyta; Magnoliopsida; Brassicales; Brassicaceae
Product: NEDD8-activating enzyme E1 regulatory subunit AXL
Exons: 14
Coding region: 96-1703 (535 amino acids)
Biological process (GO): protein neddylation
Cellular component (GO): cytoplasm
Molecular function (GO): NEDD8 activating enzyme activity
Source: RefSeq, a predicted model, not a curated record